AUGGAAUCGUGGCCUACAGAUGACCGAAAAAGCGAGGAUAUACCAAGAAAGGAGGGUAAAGGCAAAAAGAAAGAGAUAUUCCAAUAUCCCAACCUAGAUCACGGAUUAGUCGAAGCUCUGACCCUGGUUGAGAAGGGGAAUGGUCUUGAAUGGUCUUCCUUGGUGAAAAGUUAUGGUACGCUAUACUCGAUUUCUGAACCUGUCAAAGUAUUCCCAGCGACACGUCCGCCUUCCAUCACGCUUCCGCAUAUGACAUUGAGGCGCAGGGCAGAGCGAGGAGCAAAUUUUCUGAGGACACAUUUUCCUGAGGUCGAAAUUGCUGCUGAACUCAUCAGGGAGGAAAUAGAGACAGACGCGAAAGUCUUGCGUGAUCAAGACGUAUACAAUCCCUAUGAUGGGAAUUUACUUGAAACUGUCAUCUCAUAUGACUCUUUAAGGCCGACGUCGUCGCAUCUUGCGUUUCCAAUGGGUGAAUUAGGUCGAGACCUAAAUAUAUCACCAUUUCUUCCUUCUGAUAAUGGGAGUGUUUUUACCCCGACGGCUACUCCAGUAAGGUCGUUCGAUACGCCCAUAUCUCAGAUUGCUUCACCUAGAUAUGACCUCUCAAACCUGACACAAGGUGCAUUGCUGGCUGUGAGGACUUAUGGUAUCACAUCUGUACUGGAAAUGUGUUCUGGGGACACACCGAAGAAAGUAAAAGUGGUCGAUGUCGCGACCAUUGCCUCGUCUGAUGUGGGCGGUCAUCAAAUGAUUGAUGUCAAGUUCCCUUCGGUUCAUGAUCUGCUGGCUGUCAGUGAUCACGGUAUGGUAUUCAGCUACAACUUCACCGGUUGCAAACCUUUCCCUAUAUUUGAUUAUUCUACUCUGUCAUCCAUGUCUGAAAUUAUGUCUGAUGAUUUUUGGAGACUCGCGCUGGGUGCGAACGUUGGCACAUGUCUUUUAACUUCGGUCAAAGUUUUAAGGCGGCUUGACUCUCGUGACAAUCAUGUCUACAGUUCAAUCUUUUCUGUCACAAGCGAGAAAGAUGUGAUUACAGCAGUCGAAGACCAGGAUGGUCAUCUAAUCCGUCUAUGUACCACUUCUCAGCUCUUGUGGAUCGAUGAUAGAAAACCGGGGAAACCACUCCUUGGAUAUCACCAUAACCGAUCGUUCGAUAGGACACUCAAAACUGAGACCGUCUCUUUUCAAAGCGCACCUCUCACUUUCUUGACAUCACGAAAGAAUGGGUUGGUUGAUGUGUAUAAUGUUUCUCGCUCAAGUGAGAACGGACUCGUUCAUGCUAACGCGCUCCCGUACUGUUUGACAUCGGCUACCGGUUUUGAGGAUUCUCUGACCGGGCAGUCAUUUGUUCAUCACCCAUACCUAAAUGGGGACCAAUCCUUCAGUCUAUUAAGACUGUCUAGGCGCGGGGCCAUUCAAAUGAUUGAACUCCACUGCUCGAAUGAGAUAGGAACACUGACCCCUCAAUUUGAGUGGUCGGAUGAUGUCAAAGAUCUGGACCUCAAAGCCUCGACACUUCGACCAGAUGAAGGACUCCUUGGUAACAGGGAACACAUGGAAGUGGACUUUUCUGGGGUGUAUCGUCAUGUUUUCGUGGAGAGGCCUAGACUGGAUGAAGAACACGAAGAGAAACAUGCGGAAGACGUGUACGGCCUUGUGAAUCGUCUUCCCCUCUUUUGGCAAUAUACGAAUGCUCCCAUAGAGCAUAUGUUGACUACCUACGACAUCAUUUUUCGAGCAGGAGACGACCCAGAUGGGGCUUCUCGAGCCGAUUUUCUGACGGGCAGCAUUAUUAACUCGACCAGAGGGUAUCGUGCACUACAGGAGGGGCGCUUGUCGCCGGCUACCUUGAGUAAAGGUUCUGCAUGGCAUCAUAAUAUCGGUCCUACCUUACAUGCUCUUGAUUCGACUGUGCGUCACAACGUGGAGGACAUACUUGAAGACCUACGGAAGUAUGACGUCGCCCACUGCCCAGAUGGCACAGCCCAGUCUUUAAGAAGAGAAGGCAAAGCUCGAGAGCAACUGGCUCUUGAUUUGUUGCUUUCGCAGGACGUUUUUUCUGUCCAGCCACUGAAACCACCAGCCUCUGUGCCUGAUGACCUCGAGAGCAUGACAGAAGCACUUUCUAUUGGCAACAAACCACCUCCGGUGGAUUUCAGGUACUUGCAGCCCAUGCUGCGAAGGACAGCAGAAGCGAUGAGAGAAGGAGGAGAUGAUGAUCCAGAAAUGUCGUAUCCCCUUGGCGUUCGAUUGUUGCUGAAGGAAUGGGAUGCUGGGACAGACCCAGACAAUUACGUUUACGUGGAUCCUUACGGCGGUUCUCAAGAGUUAAUGACCAGCACACAGAUUCUUCCUGGGCCACAUGGAGGUCGCCCGCCACCCGCCGGAAAGAAAAAACCUGCAAAGAAGAGGCUGGGGCAUGCAAGUGAAACUGGACUGACGGCCAGCCCAGUCAGCCCGCCCUAUGGAUGGAAAAAGGCAUGUAUUUCUUCCACAUCGAAUCUUCCGUAUGACUCGGCCGCAUACAACGACUUCCUUCGCCGGAAUAAAGCUGUUGUAUGCGCGCUGUCCGCGAGCUACAUUUCCACCUUUGCGGGCUAUCCACUUGACUCUCUCAAGUCAAGGCUACAGACAACAAAAACGCCCAUUAGUGUUUCGAGGCUUGCUGCCGUCGUGUAUCGGGAUGAAGGAGUCGUCGGAUUCUAUCGUGGCCUUUGGAUACCUCUCAUAACGAUUUCCUUUGUCCGCGCCGCAAGCUUCACUAUCUAUACUCGUACCAAGGAAUUCUGUCGGGAUCAUAAUUAUCUAUCUCGUAAUUCCAUAAUCGAUGCCUCAGUUGUUGGUGGUAUCAGUGGGGCGAUGUCUGGGGCUUUGAUAUCAUUUGGAAGUGCUCCGUUUGAGCUCGUCAAGGUCCGACGGCAACUGGAGUUUGCAAUCGCCGCCAGUAAAGGUAUACAACUUACCAAGGCGCCAAAGACAUGGGAAGCAGUAAAAGAAAUUUUUCGGAGCAAUGGUAUCACUGGACUGUACACUGGUUUCCGUAUGCAUUUUGUGCGAGAUACUACGGGAACUGCACUGUACUUCCUCGAAUAUGACGGAAUGCGGCAUCUGCUUGGACGGGACAGAUCAGGAGAUCAAGGACCAACUCCUACCUGGCUGCCUAUUCCUGCUUCUAUUGUUCCAUUCUUCUGCGGUUCACUGUCCGGUGUAUCUUCGUGGGCAUUGAUUUAUCCUCUCGAUGUUGUAAAGACGAAAAUCCAGCAGCGAUCAUUGGCUGGUGAGAGAUACCGGGGACCUUGGGAGACGUUAUAUCGUCUUAUCAGAGGUCCCGAUCCGAACAAUCCCAAGCCGUUAUUGGCAGGUAUCACCAGGAUUUAUCGUGGUCUCGGUGUCAGCGCAGUGCGGAGUAUCACUACCCACGGCCUGCUUUGGACCUUCUUCGACCUCGUCUCGAACUACAUUGACCAUCUACCGUGACUGGUUCUCUCGGCGUCUAUAAACUAUUGUUGCAAACUACGGCUUCAUGUAUCAAGUAUAGUGUAUGUAUAUCCGAUGCGCUCUUGUGCUCCGCCAGAAUCGAUGCAGCGACCCAACGAAUAUAACUCCUAUAUCCUCACUCUGUUUCACAGCUCCGUAGCAUCUCUUUUGAUGCUACAACAUGCAAUCAAUGGACACCUCGUCAAGUCAAAUGUCACAGUACAAAGCAAUUUCGCGAUUUCGCAAUGUUCAAAUAACCUGAGAGCAAUAUGCUUGGCUUGUCACAUUAGUAUAAAAGCUUAACGUCCUUCUGCGCAGUUUAGCAUAUUACAUGAACGGAUC
Guyanagaster necrorhizus is the source of this 3819-nucleotide messenger RNA. RefSeq lists its product as uncharacterized. The coding region runs from base 1 to 3477 and encodes 1158 amino acids. Gene Ontology annotation, molecular function: transmembrane transporter activity. The record is from RefSeq and is a predicted model, not a curated record. The transcript has 23 exons. Gene Ontology annotation, biological process: transport. Lineage: Eukaryota; Fungi; Basidiomycota; Agaricomycetes; Agaricales; Physalacriaceae.